Messenger RNA from Chelonoidis abingdonii (Abingdon island giant tortoise), 5246 nucleotides. The record is from RefSeq and is a predicted model, not a curated record. Lineage: Eukaryota; Metazoa; Chordata; Testudines; Testudinidae.
AUGCUCUACUAAGGUUAUUUAGAAAUCAAGCCAGUACACAGCCAAUAUUCAUAACUUCGAAUACAAAAAUGAUGCGUGCAUACCAAUAGGAUUAACAAAUUCAGUAGAUCAUAACCUUCACAGAGAUGUUACAUGGCAUAUGUAGCAUAAAACAGAGUCUAGUUAUGUUAUAUACAUAAACAUACAUAAGAAUAUUUUCAUAAAGCCUUAUGGGGGCACCGACUGUCACACCUGCCACUCUCCCAGUGCUGCUCUCUAUGCCCAGCUCUGCCUGCUCCAGCCUGGCUGGGGGGCAGGAGUGCAGCUCACUGAAGGCUUCUGGGUAAUUACUACAGAGUGAGGGAGAUGCAGGAAUAGGAGCAGUGAGGAAUCCCUCCCCCUCGGGUACAGAUUGAGUGGGCCAGACUGGGGGCUGGGUGGGUCCUGGGGGCUGGGAAGGAACCUGCUCUGCCAGGUUGGGAAUCCAUCCAGCAGGGCUCCCGCAUGCCUACCCUACAAGGAGAGCUGGCUAGUGGGCCUCCCCAAAUCCCCCCAUGUUUGGAGGCACUGCCCCUUGCAGAGCACAGCUCCAUGGCACACAGCACCCCUGGGUGGGGUCCUGGGACCUGCCCCCGUCUGCAGGGGAACUGCCCCCCCAUCACACUAAAAGGGGCAGGAUUCAGCCUUGUGGGAGAUGGGCAGACGGGCACCCAGCCAUGCUUCCCAGUGUCAUGUGGGGGCGACGCGGGGUUCCCGCUCAGCCGGGCUAAAACCACGUGACCCCACCCUCCCCGGCUGACGCCACUCCCUGCCGCUCAGGCAACCUCCGCACAGGAAGCUGGCCCCGGCAGCUCGCGGCUGGGUUUUGAAAGUCAUCUUUCCUCAGGCUUGUGCUCUCUCCCCCACCACCCGGCCCCACACAUCCCCUCUCCGUCCCCCAGCGACAUGGCUGAGCAGGAGAGCCUGGAGUUCGGCAAAGCCGACUUUGUCCUCCUGGACGAAGUGACCAUGGAGCACUUCAUGGAGAACCUGAAGCUGAGGUUUGAGAUGGGGCGGAUUUACACCUACAUCGGGGAGGUGGUGGUCUCCAUGAACCCCUACAAGCAGACGCAGCUCUACGGGAAGGACGUGAUCGAGCAGUACCAGGGCCGAGAGCUGUACGAGCGCCCGCCGCACCUCUACGCUGUGGCUGACGCUGCCUACAAGGCCAUGAAACGUCGAGCCAAAGACACCUGCAUCGUCAUCUCGGGGGAGAGUGGUGCUGGGAAGACGGAAGCCAGUAAAUACAUCAUGCAGUACAUAGCAGCCAUCACUAACCCCAGCCAGAGGGAAGAGGUGGAGAGGGUGAAGAACGUGCUGCUCAAGUCCAACUGCGUCUUGGAGGCCUUUGGCAACGCCAAGACCAACCGCAACGACAACUCCAGCCGCUUCGGCAAGUACAUGGACAUCAACUUCGACUUCAAGGGGGACCCCACCGGCGGCCACAUCAACAACUACCUCCUGGAGAAGUCUCGCAUCCUCCACCAACAGCCGGGCGAGAGGAACUUCCACUCCUUCUACCAGCUGCUUCUCGGGACCUCGGACGCUCAGCUGGCCUCCCUCCAUCUCUGCAGAGACCCUGCAGCCUACCGCUUCACCAGCGAGGGCGCCAGCAACAACCUGCUGGCCAGUGAUCAGUCCAACUUCAAGGACGUGGCAGGUGCCAUGAAGGUGAUCGGCUUCAGCCUGGAGGAGAUCGACUCAGUCUACAAGAUCCUGGCUACUAUUUUACACCUGGGCAAUGUGAGCUUCGUUGCCGAGGGAGAUGCCGUGGCGAUAGAGAACAGGGAGCUGGUCUCCCAGCUGGCGGAGCUGACAUCCACCCAGCCGGAGAGCCUGCUGAGAACCCUGCUGUACCGUGCGGUGGCCACGGGCAGUGGGGAGGUCAUCGAGAAGGGUCACAGCGCCAAGGAAGCCAACUAUGCCAGGGACGCCUGCGCCAAGGCCAUCUACGAGCGGCUGUUCUGCUGGAUCGUGGGGCGCAUCAACACCGUCAUCGAGGUAAAGAACUACGACGCCCGGCUCCAUGGCAAGAACACCGUCAUUGCCGUGCUGGACAUCUACGGCUUCGAGAUCUUCGACAGCAACAGCUUCGAGCAGUUCUGUAUCAAUUACUGUAACGAGAAGUUGCAGCAGCUGUUCAUCGAACUGAUCCUGAGGCAGGAGCAGGAGGAGUAUCAGCGGGAAGGCAUUGAGUGGCAGCAUAUCGAGUACUUCAACAACCAGAUCAUUGUGGACCUGGUGGAGCAGCCGCACAAGGGCAUCAUCUCCAUCCUGGACGAGGCCUGCCUGACUGGGGGCCAGGUCACGGACACCAUGUUCCUGGAGUCCAUGAACACCAAGCUGGGGAAGCACCCCCACUACACCAGCCGCAAGCUCUGCGCCACCGACAAAUCCAUGGAGUUCGGCCGGGAUUUCCGCAUCAAGCACUACGCCGGGAAUGUCACGUACUCGGUGGAGGGGUUUAUCGACAAGAACAAGGACACCCUCUUCCAAGAUUUCAAGCGAUUGAUGUACAACAGCACAGACCCCGUCCUGAGGGACAUGUGGCCGGAGGGCGAGGUCAGCAUCACCGAGGUGACCAAGCGCCCUCUGACGGCCGCCACGCUCUUCAAGAACUCCAUGGUGGCGCUAGUGGAGAACCUGGCCUCCAAGGAGCCCUACUACGUGCGCUGCAUCAAGCCCAACGACCAGAAGUCACCGCUGCUCUUUGACGCCGAGCGCUGCCGCCACCAGGUGGAGUACCUGGGCCUGCUGGAGAACGUGCGGGUCCGCAGGGCCGGCUUCGCCUACCGGCAGCCCUACGACCGCUUCCUGCUCAGGAGUCGGGACACAGGCACAGGGGGAGGGCGGGCACUGCCCGUGAUCCGAGAGGAACCUGAUGGCGCCGAGUUGUCGGCAGGCAAGAUCAGACGAAGGGGGCGCAGUGCCAAGGCGUGGCGGGGGGCCCUGGCCCGGCGGCGCUGCCGGUACCUGCGUGCCAUUUACACCAUCAUGGGCCACUACAAGCGGCACAAGGUGAAGACAUACCUGCUGGAGCUGGUGCGCCGCUUCCAGGGGGUGCGCAGCAUGGCCGACUACGGCAAGGGCGUGGAGUGGCCCGACCCACCGGCGGUGCUGGCGCAGUUCCAGGAGAACAGCAAGCUGCUCUUCCGCAGGUGGCGAGCCAGGCAGAUAGUGAAGAACAUCCCUCCCUCGGACAUGGGGCAGAUCCAGGCCAAGGUGGCGGCCAUGGAAGUGCUGCAGGGCUUGCGCAAAGACUGGGGUUGCCAGAGGAACUGGGGCCGGGAUUACCUGUCAUCGGUGGUUGAAAACCCUGUCAUGGCUGCCCAGUUCGCCAGGAGGGUGCAGGCCCUGAGGGACAAAGUGCACUUCAGCUCGGUGCUGUUCUCCUGCCAUGUCCGCAAGAUCAACCGCUUUAACAAGAGCAGGGACCGGGCCAUUCUCGUCACGGACCAGCACCUCUACAAGCUGGAGCCCAGGAAGCAGUACAAGGUGAUGCGGACCCUGCCUCUGAGCAUGGUGACGGGGGUGAGCGUGACCAGUUGCCAAGACCAGCUGGUGGUGUUUCACACCAGGAACCACGAUGACCUGGUCAUCUGCUUCCAUAAGAUGCAGCCGGAAGAGGACAACCGAGUUGGGGAGCUGGUGGGGGUGCUGGUGGACCACUUCAAAACGACGAAGCGCGAGCUGCAGGUGCGCGUGUCGGACUGUAUCCAGCUGAGCCUACGCGGGAGGAAGAGGCUGGUUGCCGUGGAGAUGCGCCAUGAGCUGGCCUUCCCCGACUUUGGCAAGAGCCGUGACGGCUUUGUGCUUUACUGUCCCAGGAGAUGAGCCAGGGCCGCCCAGCGGGUCCCGGCUGGACAGCGGGGGGAGGGUCUGCUUGGCUGCGAACCCAGACCUGCCUUUCCCCAUGGGGAGGAGCUGGGACCCAGGACGCCGGGCCCUGCUCAGCAUCGGGCCCUCCCUUCCUUUGGUUUUCCGCUAGGGUUUUGUAACCUUUUAUUAAGUGAGUUCAUCAUUGUGGCCGGAGCCAGAAGGAGCCUGGAGUCUGCCAGCCCCAGACCCCCCCACCCUGCCUGUGGGCCCCGCUUCAGACACACCACUGGGGUGGGAAGGGUGACGGCCUGCAGGGCCCAGGCAGCUCGAACCCCGCAGCCAUGGGACACCCCCAAAUAUGCACGAACCGCCAUCAGGCUCGUACCAGACACACACCCUGGAACGAGGGACACGCAGGCACAGAGCCCGCAGAGGCUCCAGGAGCAGCUUUGCAAGAAGCACCCCAGAGACAUGCCCUGAGUCACCAUCCGGACUGCAGCAGAAGGGCUUCCUGAAGCUCUGGGAAGGGAGCGCGGGCAGCCUCAAGGUGGGGAGAGACAGUCACCCAGGCCGGACCCCCCCGCCAGGAAAGCCCCUCUCUGCAUCACCCAGGCAGCCCUUGUCUCCCAGUUCCAGCCUGUAGCGCUGCUGGGGUUGAAUUCAUCCGUAACCGCUCCACUGAAACUGCCACCAUGGGCGGCCAAUCAGCACCUACAGCAGCGAUGUUCGCAGGGGUGCUGUCUGGGGGGAUGGGGCCGAGCCCCCCACAGCUGCUAGAGGCUCUCCCCUUGCAUCGCAUGGAGCUAGUCCCAGGGCUCCUCUCAUCGGUGGUCCUCUGGGCUGCUGGCUUGGGGAUCAUGCCCUCACCCUCUCUCCUCCGUGGAUUCCCCUGGCUCUGUGGCCCCCUGGUCCCCAGAUCACCAACUUCUCCUUUAGCAGCUCUUCUGCCCUCUCUGUUGGCGGCUGCCCCUGCUCUCUCCUCUUCGGUGACUCCUGUGCCGAAGUGGGAAUGCUCUUAAUGUUUUCUCUGAAUACUGUGUGGGUGCCUCAGUUUCCCUUAUGCCUUUCUUAGGUACCUAGGUGUGGGGAUCAGGGUGUGUGAUUGUUGCAGAGCCCAAGAGGGCCCCUGUGAUACUGUCUGGACAGAGAAUGACUAGCACUCUGUCUCCUGGCAACUAAUGGCCUCUACAAAGGUGCCAACUGAAGAUGUUGGAGAACAGAGAGAUCCGGUGACCUCCUGGCCUGGGAAAGGGACAAAGGCAGAGCAGGGGCUGGAGAGUUUCAGUUUGGAGCUGGCUGGGAAAAUGGAGGGGCGGCCAGGAGGUCUGUCUGGCCUCCCCUGGCCCCCCAAGAUGGACCUGUUGUCUGUACCUGCAAGACCUGUCUUGGACUGUGUUCCUGUCGUCUAA